UGCAUACUAUGGGACUAUAGACUUAUAUGCUACACUGCCAUGUGCUAACAUAGUUCAAAUGUCUGAUCAGGCAUCGGUCUGUCGUGUAAUAUGAUAUGUGAAUGCUCAUAAUUCCGUCUGGUUCCCAAGCACAGUACGCCGUUUACUACUGGUUUAUUACAGGCACGCAUGAUGCAUGAGCAGAACCUCGGAGAGAUUAAAGAGGCUAAAGGUGAAAAGGCUGGAAGACACCCGAACAAGCAUUUGAGCGAGCAGCUGCCAUAUUUCCGAGUCCGACAAGCUCUGCUCUGCUGCACCUCCUGAAUAAUGAAUGAGCGACGCGCACAUUGCGGCUCUCUCUGCGGCUGUGAGGGAGGCGGGCGUUAUGACGCGGCGGUGACGCGCAUGCAGGAGUUUUAAUCCUGUGCCGCAGCAGCACAUCAGAUCCGCCGGUAACGCGAGGAGGGGGAUGCGCGGUCGGUCGGACGGCUAGAACGGCUAAAAUAAGCCGCAGACAAUUAAAUCGGCGAACAAUAUUUACAGUGCGUAAAAAGGCGACCGAAACUCCUCCUCUCUCGCUCCAAACAGGCUGUAGGAAGCUACAGGACACAGUGCCUCUCUUAUUGUUCUUGAGCUGGCCUGGGAAUAGGAGAGCUGCGCUGUUUUGACGCAGUUAAAUGGGUGAUUACGGGUUCGGUUUGUUGCAGACAGCGAACAUCAGCAGCGGCUCCACACGGUUCGGCGGAGGCGCAUUCACACCCUAUCCCAGCGCGUCCCCGGUGCGCCCCAGCAGCUCGCCCCUGGUGUCCCCUCUCUUCCCGUCACAUCAGCGCAACAUGCAGGAUGAGCCUGCGGGUCUGACAGCUUCUCAGUCCGACAGCGAGCAGACCAGCGCCGCCGACAGCGACCCGAGCCGCUUCUCCGCUGUAGGUCACGCACAGACAGCCGGUGACCUUCAGCGCGACCGGAACACACAUCAGCAGACUGAUCCGCCGCCGCAGCAGCCGUACUCCUCCUCCUCCUCCUCUUCCUCCUCCUCCACGGGCCUGGACACUAAUGCGCCAUCGUCCAAGGUGAAGCCCCAGAUGGAGUCCCCCAGCGCGCACCACAUCAACAACGGCACUGGCGGCAAUAACAUGCUCGCGGCGGCCGCGUUCCCGGAGAUGCAGAGCCCCGGCGGCGGUGGCGGCUCGGUUUCCCCCUCCCUGCCCGCUUUCGGGACGCCGUGGUCUGUGCAGACGAGCUCCCCGCCUCCACCCGUCUCCAAUGCCGCUAACGCAAUAAACCAGAUCCCCACCACCGAGCCUGACAACUUCUACCCCGGCAUCCCCUCCUCUAUCAACCCGGGCUUCUUCCAGAGCUUUUCGGCGAACCCGUGCCCGGUGCAGGGCUUCAGCAACCCAUUCUCCCCGCAGAUCAACGCGCCGCCGCAGAGCCGCCGGUCCCCGCUCAGCCCGCAGAUGCCCCCGCAGCAGGGCGCCUUUCUGCACCAGAGGAACAACUACAACCACCACCAGCCCAUGAUGAAGCAGUCGCCGUGGGGCAGCCAUCAGGGCAGCGGCUGGACCUCUGGAGGGGUGUCCUGGGGCAGAGACCACCGGCGCGGGGGCGGCAUGGGUGUGCCCGGCUCGCUCAACCAGAUCUCUCCCAUGAAGAAACCCUUCUCCAGUAACGUCAUCGCCCCGCCCAAGUUUCCCCGUUCCGCCGGCUCUCUGGGACCUAAAUCCUGGAUUGAAGAAAACAUGUUCCGUACCGACAACAACAGCAACACUCUGCUGCCGCUGCAGGAUCGGUCCAGGAUGUACGACAGCUUGAACAUGCACUCGCUGGAGAGCUCCCUGAUUGACAUCAUGAGGGCGGAACAAGACCCCCUGAAGGGCCGUGUGGGAUGCCCCCACCCAGCCGCUGAUGGCCUACUCAUGCUCAAUGCCAGGAGCUAUGGGAGACGACGAGGACGUUCCUCCCUCUUCCCCAUUGAUGACGGCCUUCUAGAUGACGGCCAUGGAAACCAGGGGGUCCUGGGGUCUCCUCACUGUUACCCCCAUCAGAACGGGGAGCGCAUCGAGAGGUUCUCCCGCAAAGUGUUUGUGGGCGGUCUGCCCCCUGACAUCGAUGAAGAUGAAAUCACAAGCAGUUUUCGGCGCUUUGGUCAUCUGGUUGUUGACUGGCCGCACAAAGCAGAGAGCAAGUCUUACUUCCCCCCUAAAGGAUAUGCCUUCCUCCUGUUCCAAGAGGAGAGCUCAGUUCAGGCACUGAUUGAAGCCUGUCUGGAGGAGGACGGGAAACUCUACCUGUGUGUGUCCAGCCCCACCAUCAAAGACAAGCCCGUCCAGAUUCGUCCCUGGAAUCUGAGUGACAGUGAUUUUGUAAUGGACGGAUCUCAGCCACUGGACCCCCGCAAAACCAUCUUUGUAGGAGGAGUGCCACGUCCACUCAGAGCUGUGGAGCUGGCGAUGAUCAUGGACCGCUUGUAUGGUGGGGUGUGUUAUGCAGGUAUUGACACUGAUCCAGAGCUCAAGUACCCAAAGGGGGCGGGGCGUGUGGCCUUCUCCAAUCAGCAGAGCUACAUUGCUGCCAUCAGCGCCCGAUUCGUCCAGCUGCAGCAUGGCGACAUCGACAAACAGGUGGAGGUGAAGCCGUACGUGUUAGAUGACCAGCUCUGCGAUGAAUGCCAGGGGGCACGUUGUGGCGGAAAGUUCGCCCCGUUCUUUUGCGCCAACGUCACCUGCCUGCAGUAUUACUGUGAGUUCUGCUGGGCAAAUAUCCACUCCCGCGCCGGACGCGAGUUCCACAAGCCUCUGGUCAAAGAGGGAGCCGACCGUCCCCGCCAGAUCCACUUUCGCUGGAACUGAAGACAGGGAUCCCGGGAACGCCGGGAGCAGCAGCAUGCAAGGCGAUGCAGAAACAACACAUCUGCUGCGGGAAGAAAAAGAAGCUUAGUUUGGCCCCUGAACCCAAGCUGUCAGUAUAGAGUACAUAACCAUAUACAUUAUAGAGAGAAUAUAUAUGACUCUAAAUAUAUAAAUAUAUCUUUAUCUUUUGUAGCAGCCAGAAACACUACACGCCUCAGUUUAAACUCACUACAAGUUUAUUUCACCAUACCACUUCUUUCUCCUCCCUCCCUGCACAUCUCAGGCUCGGAACAGAGUUUUUGUGGUGCGUUCGUGUUUUUUAAAAAGGAGAUUAAGAAAAAAAAAAGAGAUUGAUUUUUUUGUAGUUUUUUCAAAUUAUUUUUAUAUGUGAGAUUUAAAAAGUAGAAACGAGAAUGUUUUCGCUUGGGGGGGCAGCCUGUCUGUACUGUUCAUUCGUUCUGUCCGUCGUGUGUCCGUCUGCUGCUAAAUCCCCCCCUAGUGGGCAAAGUGCGCAAUUGUCUCUGGAAAACCCUUGAUGACGUAAUGUCUGAUGCCUGCCCUGGAUCUCUAACCAAAGGUAGCAAAAUGCACGGCCUGAAAACGAGAUGUUUGCCGUGGAAUAUACAAAAAAAAUUGAAAGAGUAAUAUUCACCCCCCCCCCACCAACUUUGAUGUUUUGCUCCAAUGUGCUCUUAGCAGGAAUAGGAAUGAUUCAAUAACGAAUUACUGAGACUUUCCAUUUUCCACUGGCAAAAAAAAAAGAAAGAAAAAAAGACAAUACCUCAGAAAAUUAUUCUGGCUUGUUAUUGCUCUACUCUUGCAAUUUAAUCACAAGCUAUAGAAGAAGCUUUGCUGCUAAAUAGGAUAUAAUGAAUAGAUAGUGUCGGUGUUCUAUGUAAUGCCAUUGUGACAUCACUGGCAAUGUCAUACACAGAAAUGCAGUCCGUUCCCUCUCGCACGGCAUGGCUGAUCGUCGCCAUGAAAACACAGAAUGUGAAAACUUACAUGCAUGUUUGUGGCUGUACAUCAUUUGCAUGCAGUGUAAAGGUUAACAGCACAUAUAAGAUAAACAAAAACAAAAAAAAAUAUACAAACAACACAUGAUGCAUAUUAACAAUAAACAGAGGAAUUUAUGUAGCAUGAGGUGUAAAAAAGGUCAGACACUUAGAUAUAUAAGAUAAUCAAUACUAAUAACGAAAGGAAAAAAACAGUGUAAAAUUCUUCGUAAAACCUUUGCAUGCGUUGUUGUGAUAAUUCCUUUACGAACUUAUUACGAGAGAAGUGAUGUUAGUUUAGAGUAGUGAGUUCUGCCAUUUUGUAACUUGAUAAUAAGUCAAGAGACGAUGUGGUGUCCUGUGGUUUUCGUGUCUUGUCUUCGUGCCGUGUGAAUCUAGUUAUGAAUUGAGGUUUCAGUUCUAGAGAAUCGUCUCUCGACAAUUAACCUUUGCCCUCCCUGAACACCCCUGAAUGCCACCCCUCAUAUUGCGAUAGAGCGCAGGACUUUAAUAUGUGUAGUUCGUAGGAAUUCGCAGAAGGAAUCGUACCCGUGGUCGUUUUGUCUGUGCGUGGUGGGUACGUGUGGUUCGUAGUUUAAUCUCCAGACGAAAUCUAUUGGUAAAAACAGACCUAGAGAAAAGAGAGGAGAGAGAUGUCACAAAAAAGGAACUCUUUCGCGAAUAGUUUUGUAGAGUUUGCAUUUUCACUCGGAUCAGUCUUAUGGACAAUCUCAACAGAAGCAAUGGCCGCUGGUGCCGUGACCCGUAGUUCGGUACUGUACCGCUCUUUCUGUCUGUAUGUCAUUCUUUUUGCACUCUAUAUAUUCUUGAGUUCUUGGCUUUGGUGCCCUUGUCGUACUGUCCAGAUUGUGCAUGUGAUUUAAUCUUUCAAGUGUCAACAGUGAGCUGAGAUUGUGUGUUUAUUUAUUGCGUAUUUACAGUUUGUAUUUAUUUGUCGACGUGUCACCUUGUUUUAGACUCUUGAGGACACGUGAUGCACUACCUUUUCGACUUCUCUCCUCUCUUUUCUCCUUUUAGAGAACCAAUCCCUCUUUCCCUGACCUUUGGAGUCGAACGCAAAACGGUCUCUUUAAUUUUGUAUCACAUCACCUUUUAUUUUAUACUAUUUGGAAGAAUUGCGACCUAUUUUAAGUCUAUUGGAUAAUUUAAAUAUCUUUAUUUUUUGCAUAAUAACUUAUUUGAUUGUGUAAGAUGCUGGACCCAGAUUCUAUUUAAGCGAUGAUGGCGAUGUGCCGUGUACUCGGAUUUAGUAGUCAAGGUGUUUCUGGGAGCUAAACAAGAUGGCCGCUUCAUCGUCAUCGGUGUCUUUCGCUCUGUCGGUGACAAGUAGCACGCUCCAUUUUCCGUGUUCCACACUGUCACGUAUGUGUGGGUUUUCGUUGUCGUCAUCGUCGUUUUGAAAAAUCAUAUUUAUUUGACUAUUUUUGUAGACAGAUAACUAUUUGAUUUAAAUUGUAUUUUUCUAUUUCCUCUCUCACUUGAUUAGCCCACGUAUUUAUGGUUACGUUCACAUGCCGCGUCACGCUGGAAGACGCAAAAGGCAGUUUCUUGAAUCAUCCGUGCAGUUAUGUGUGUUAAUGUGUGUGUAUAUGAAUCUAUUUAUGUAUUAUUGCUUAGCACACAUCGAUUUGAUUACAAUUUAAGUUGGUCGUGUAUUUAAUUUGAAGUAAGGAAGCAUUGAGGGUUUUACUAUGUUCAUGGAAAACACUUGAGACUCUCCCUGGUUAGAUGGAGGGGUAUCAGCCCUCCCCUCACUGAUACUCAGAAACUUGAAUAUAACACAUUUUGAAAGGCUUACUAACCUCGAAUCUGUGUUGUGACGUGCAAUACUGUUUCUAAUGUUUGUAUAAAAAGUGAGAAUUGCAGUGUAUACCUUUUUAAUGCAGAUUUAUUUUUUUCAUUGCAUAUUUUGCAAAUUUCUGAUUCACAGUGUCAUUUUUUACUGUCAGAAAAGAUGAAACCCCUUUUUUUCAUUGCAACUAUUUUUAAAUCCAGAUAUCUUUGUACUGAUGUAAAUGAUUGUAGUUAUUUUGGAUAGUGUUUUGCUAACAAACGGAUAAACUUUUUCAUGCAUAUUUUCUAUUUCUUUUUUGUUUGUUGGUUUGUUUUUUGUUUCUUGUUUUUUUUUUUUUUUUUUUACUCUAAUAGUAGCAAAAUAUUUGGAAUAAUUUUUCAUAUUAUAUGUCAUCAUUAUUUUGUAUUUUUAUGUGGAAAGAUAUGAAUAUAUAAUUUUAUGAUGCUAACUGCUAAAAUAUUAUUUCAAUUUGAAUUAUUUUUAAAGCUAAAAUCUUUGUAAUAUUGUUAAUGUUCUAGUUUCUAAAUCAAGAUUGUGUAUAGAUUCACACAAGUGGUUUAUGAAGUGUUCAGACUGUAAUUAUUACUGAAUGGCUCUUUGAUAUGCAAAUUGAAUAUCAUGUUGUUCAUUAUUUUGAUUUGUUUUGUAUUUAAAUGGGGUGUUGAUUACAAUCUUUUUUUUUUCAUUUCCUGAAUAAAGACCCAUUCUGUUCAGACACAA
Carassius auratus (goldfish) is the source of this 6362-nucleotide messenger RNA. RefSeq names its product cytoplasmic polyadenylation element binding protein 2 (gene cpeb2). Gene Ontology annotation, biological process: negative regulation of cytoplasmic translation. Gene Ontology annotation, cellular component: neuron projection; cytoplasm; synapse. Lineage: Eukaryota; Metazoa; Chordata; Actinopteri; Cypriniformes; Cyprinidae. The transcript is spliced from 11 exons. Bases 657 to 2831 code for a protein of 724 amino acids. The record is from RefSeq and is a predicted model, not a curated record. Gene Ontology annotation, molecular function: mRNA 3'-UTR binding; translation factor activity, RNA binding; mRNA regulatory element binding translation repressor activity.